Messenger RNA from Closterium sp. Naga37s-1, 2601 nucleotides. Lineage: Eukaryota; Viridiplantae; Streptophyta; Zygnematophyceae; Desmidiales; Closteriaceae. The record is from the annotation of a GenBank genome assembly.
AUGGUCAUUCCGCUUCGUUCGCGCAUCGACCCAGUCUCGUCUCAACCACCCAUCAUACCGUUUGGCAACGAACUCCCUUUCAAUACGUUCCCCGUUUCAUCUGAUCCGGCCUCGUCGUCGCAGCCGCUCCUGUCCACCUUACGCGCUUUAUCCGAACCAGCGGCGCCGCGCGAUCAUCUGCUUUCCACUCACGACCGCGGUCACUUGCAUUUGCGAGCCGCGUUUCCCCACAUGGCGGCUGCUUCCCCACGCCGCGCCGACAGUCGCCCUGCUGCGGGCAAUGCGACGGCGGGGCCGGUGGCGGCGGCGGCGGCGGCGACGGCGACGGCGACUCCAGCGGCGCCGACGUGGGACUUUCUCACGGUGCACACGCGGCGCGCAUUGAAACGGCGACACAGUGAGCAGGACGAGCGGGAUGAGCUGGACCAGCGGGACCAGCCAGAAGGCCGGGACGAGUGGGAGGGGCGGCGCAGCGCCAAUGCUGCCGGUGAUGAUCCGGGGCGCCUCAUGUCUCUCAUGCUCGCCAACUCCUCCUCCGCCCAUCCCGCGCGCCCCUGCUCCAAUGGCGCCACUCCCUCUUCCCCCGCCAUCGCCUGCGCCAACCGCACCCCGCGGCCCUUCCCCAGUCCAGCGGGACCAGCCACCCCCCCGUCGGUUUUCCCGCCGAGCGCCACAAAACCCGCCGCAUUUGCCUGCCUGGGAAGUCACCGUCCCGUUUGUGCUGCUUCUGCUUCUGCUUCACACGCUCUCACGGUCAAUGCGAGUCCUGCCGCGAAUCACUCGACAGUGUCGCCGUUUCCGCCGCCGCCGCCGCCGCCGCCGCCAGCGUUCUUCUCUCUCCGCCAGGCGUCAAUCCCCCGCGGCGCGCUGCUGCCUCUGCCCGAGCUGCUCCUGCCCGGCCUGCCACGUGGCGGCCCAGGGACUGGCUCUCUGCCAGAGGCUCUUUUCCGCCGCCUGUCUGCCUUGGCUGGCUUUACUCCGCUGACUGGCUUGACCGGAUUUACUGGUUUGACUCGCGCUACAGGCGGUUCUGGCGGCAGCAGGAGCGGCGGUUUCUCGUGUGCCUUGUGUGGACGCACAUUCCCCACGGUGCACGCGCUGGGGGGUCACAAGACCAUGCACCGGAAAAGCAUGCACCGCAAGAGCUUGCACCGUGCGGACACCCGCGCUACCAGCACCAGGAAUGGCGGCAGCGGGGCGAGGAAGGGCAGCGGCGGCAGCAGGAAUGGCAGCGGCAACAUGAGCAAGAAUAAGGGCUGCAGCAGCAGCAAUGGUGACCUUCCCAGCCACGGAGUGAGACCCGUGCCAAUGCUGCCUGCACGCCGCCAUAAGAAGUGCAAGGUCGCUGCUGCUGUUCCUCAUGCUGCUGCUGAUGGUGCCGAAUCUGCUGAUGCUGCUGACGCUGCUGCUGCUGCUGCUGCUGCUGCUGCUGCUGCUGCCGCUGAUGCUGCUGAUGCUGCUGCUCAUUCCUUGCCCGGAACUCACACUGCUCACCAGAAGCCCUCAGAGCGUCCUUCAGCAGUGGGUGACACCCUGGCAGAAGGCGGCACUCCCAUGCGAGCGUCCACUCCCACUCCCCCUGUCACGCCCACAAACGAAGAAGCCAUGCCGGCUUCAUGGCCCAAGGCAGGUCCUGCAGGAAAGGGCCUUCAGACUCCAGAGACUCCCCAUGCUGUGGUGCUGUGUGAGGCCCUAGCGGUGGAGAGCGGUGGAGAGAUGGCCAGUCCUGCAGCGGAGCGUGGGGGAGAUGUGGGUGUGCAGGCCGUGGAGGGAAGCGGAGGGGCGUGUGAGGGGCAGGUGCGGGCUCAGCUGAAGCGCGCCAUCAGAGAGCGCCUUCUGCUGCAGACACGCCUGAUCCAGUCACAGGUGCUACAGCCGCACCCGGCGCUGCACUCGCACAGGGGAGGCGGGCGCAACUCAUGUUCGGCUCCCGGCGUUGCUUCAUGGUCGCCCCCCGCGCUGGUUCUUGAGGCGACCCAGAAGGCUCCUGAGUCAUGCUCACAAAGGAGAGGCGCACGCACCCCAUGCUCACCUGCUGGCAUUGCUGCAUGCUCGCCUGCUGGAGUUGCGGCGUGCUCGGCCCCGGCAUUUUCCAGCACGAGUGGUGCGGUAGCAGGGAAUGUGUGUGCGGCUGACUUGAACCUGCCGCCCGCUGACGUGGCAGGAGGCAUGGAGAGCGAGGCAGGAGGCAUGGAGAGCGAGGCAGGAGGCAUGGAGAGCGAGGCAGGAGGCAUGGAGAGCGAGGCAGUGGUAAUGGAAAGCGAGGAUGCAGAUCUUGCUCUGGCUGCAAGGGAGAUCGAGUGCGAGGCUCGGGGGCAGCCUGAUGGAUGCAUGGGCGGGGCUGACAACUCUCCUCAUAUUCCUCCUCAUCAGGGCCACGCUGAACGGGGAGGCUGGUUUGUCAGUGGUGAGCAUCAUGGCACAGCAUGCCAUGCUGGUCAAGAUGCCAGUGGUGGUGAUGCCCCUGGGAAUAUUCGAGCUGGGAAGGUUUUUGACGCAUAUAGAAGUGAGCUGGACGGCGGGGUUAGUCGGGACUUGGCCGGAGAUAUGUUCCACUCCACGCCCCCAAAUCGCACUCACCCUCGUUUAGAAGGUGCUUAA